UGCGCGCAUGUGCUCGCUCGCCGCCCAGCCACCGGCUCUCCCCCUUCCCGAGCGCUUUUCUGGCGAGCCUCGUUUCCAAAGUGACGGGAAAGCCGCCGCGCGAGCCGCUGCCGCCUUUGCCUGCCCCGCGGAGGAGCCCCAGCCAUGCCCGCCGCGGCCCACCCCUGGGAGCUCCGGGCGGCGCUGCUCUGCGCCCUGCUGUGCGCGCUCGGCUUGGUCCUGAGCCAGGCAGGGGAAUGCAAAGAUCUGGAGUCAUGUAACCAGUGCACUGAAGGUUCUCCUUCCCAGAAUAUUACAAACUGCAUUUGGAAAUACUGUCAGGAGUCUCAUGAGAAGCCAGGUACGGGGAGCUGUGUGAAGAAUGGAGAAGCAUUGAAGGAGAAGUGUUCAUUUUUCAACACUACUGUCAGCUGUGAAGAACUAAAACUAACUACCACGGAGCAUCCACACCCAACCACAAAGAAGCCUCCACAACCAUCUUCUAAGGAGCCAAAGUUUCCCACGCUUGGUACGACCACCAGCCCACCACCAACUCCCCCACCCGAGUUCCACCCGCCUGGUUUCGACUCUGCCAGCUUCAUUGGAGGGAUCGUCCUGGUGCUCAGCGUCCAAGCGGUCGCCUUCUUCGUUGUGAAGUUCCUCCGAACAAAGGACAACACCUAUCAGACGCUGAUCUAAAGGCUGAUCCCCAGGGAGCUUCUCGACGUAUGUCUUUUGGCUGGAAGAGCACAUGAAGAAGAGGCCAGUCUGGCCCUGUUGGAAGCCAGGACGUUCUCUUUCCAUCUGAUGGAAUUGCUGAAAGAGACAAUCCAAAAAGCUGCACCUAAGCAACCUGUUGCCAAGCCAACGGUGCUUGGCUUGGAUAUAUGACUCCUUUAGACUUGUUGCAGAAGUGGUAUAUAAAUGCAUAUCCACAAGACCCAACUUUGAGCUGCAGGAAACUUUACCUGCUUGACUGUGGAUGUACAGUAUGUAACUGAGAUUAAGCAUCUCUUCAGCCAACUGGAAUUUUUCUUUAUAGUCUCUCUUUAUGUUAAU
Messenger RNA from Candoia aspera, 1038 nucleotides. It is a transcript of the gene CD164L2, whose product is annotated as CD164 molecule like 2. The record is from RefSeq and is a predicted model, not a curated record. NCBI's taxonomy places the organism in Eukaryota, Metazoa, Chordata, Lepidosauria, Squamata, Candoiidae. Bases 145 to 678 code for a protein of 177 amino acids. The transcript is spliced from 6 exons. Gene Ontology annotation, cellular component: cytoplasmic vesicle.